AAGCCGCGGCAGACGUAACGCUGUUUUCGAAUUACGAACGUUCGCGCUUCGAUCGUGUUUUGAUAGUUCCGAUAUUUGUAUUAGGAAGGCAUUUGAAUGAGCUCGUGUUAUACACUGUUUAAUUACUCGUUACUUGUUGUACGCAAAGUGUGGACAGUGCGACUUGAGUGAAAAGAAAGUUUUGGACUGCAUUAAAAUGCAUUAGUGAAUGAAGUCACCACGUUCCAUGUGUUGACUUUUCGUGAAUAAACCAACAGAGAAAGAAGCCUAACCUACAUUGAAAACUGUGGUGCCAAGUGAAAGUUAAAACUUUUGUUUUUGUGCAACACCGCUGAACUUUAUACACGUUUAGGAUUUGCACGGAGGAGCGGUUUGGGUUUUUCUAUUGGGACCGUAAAAAUAAUUGGAAAAGUUCCCGCCGCUUAUGGGAAAGAUCGCAUCUGGUGACCCGAAAACUGUAAUAAAAAUAAUCGAUUUAACGGGAAAUUUAUCUCAGGUCUUUGAAGUCCGAUCGUAGGAUGAUUAAUAGCGUGUGUGUGAGGAUGCGUUUUGAAAAACGCUGAAUUCUUUGGUCGGAGUGAAAAGGUUUUUCGGGCUUUAUGAGGGAGAGAAGGUCUUUACCGAUAAGCAGCGAAGUGGCGCUGAAGAACGAUAAAGAUGGAAAUGGAAAGUUGGCUGUGAACUCAGUUAUAUGUGGUGUGGUGGAUGAACUGUCGAACGGACGGACUGGGAGACGUGGGUCUUGGGUCCGGCACGCAGUCAUGGGUGUCCUCAGAUGGAAGGAUCUGACUGGCGUCAGGACUAGUACGCCUACAGAACAAAAAGAGGUGACAAGAACUGAAAACCGGCGAUCGGUGUCUGUGGGGGGCACCGGAGUCACCGUCGAAAGACAUUCGUAUGCCGAGGGUCGGGUGCCAGCUCCUCACGGCCUUCCACCUUCGCCUGGUGCAACGGCUGCUCAGCGAAAGGUCGCAGCAGCUUGUCAAGCCAGCAAGAGACUGCUGGAAGAGACCCUAUCUAAACCUGGACCCCCACCAACGAUAGUACAGCCACCUAAUGGAGGAUAUUGGGUGGAUGGAGUAGACGACACCCCACCAGACGGCGAAGACGCGGAACCACGCGUCCAACCCGGCACCCCUAGACAGGCAGGCAGACGACAUAACAUUGACACCGAUGAUACUGCAAAAUACUACCGACGGUUCUUCCUUGGCAAGGAGCACAUCAACCUGGUUGGCUUUGACGAGAACCUGGGUCCCGUGGUGCUGUCCUUGAAGAAUGAACAUGUCGCCGGACAAGACCAUACGAGGAUCCUACUUCGGCUUCGCACAGAAACUAUGCAUGGACUUAUACCCACCACAAGAUCAAGCAUAAUGCCAUCACCAUUAAAAAUGGCUAAAAUGCUGAACGAACAAGUUAACGUCGAGAAUUUCAUGGCAGUGAUGUGCCUAAGUGCGUCUUCUCUAAUUGCCACAUACGAUGAGCAUGUUCUUGAGAACACAUUCAAGUUUGGUGUCCUGUACCAGAAAUUCGGACAGACUACUGAAGAGGAGCUCUUUGGGAACAACGAGACGUCUCCAGCGUUCGAUGAGUUCUUGGAAAUGCUCGGGCAGAGGAUCAAGUUGAAGGAUCAUAAAGGCUACCGAGGUGGGCUCGACAUGAAUGGCCAUACAGGAACAGAAGCUGUGUACGAGCGAUACUACGAUAGAGAGAUCAUGUUCCACGUCGCCCCUCUUCUCCCUCACACAGCUGGUGAUGCACAACAACUUCAGAGGAAACGGCAUGUGGGCAACGAUAUUGUGGCGAUUGUUUUUCAGGAAAAGGCAACCCCAUUCACACCAGACAUGAUUGCUUCGCAUUUCCUCCACGCUUUCAUCGUGGUCACGCCCUUGGAAACUGCCGGCGGGGAGACCAGGUACAAGGUGGCCGUCACCGCUCGUGUAGACGUACCAUUUUUCGGGCCUACUCUCCCUCAGCCGUCUAUCUUCCGAAAAGGGCGCGAGUUCAAGGAAUUUCUUCUUACCAAACUGAUAAAUGCUGAGAACGCUUGCUAUAAAGCUGAUAAAUUCGCACAACUAAAGUUGAGGACUAGAGCAUCGCUGCUGCAAAAUUUAGCUGAAGAUCUGAAGAAUAAAUCUAUGGAGUUCCUUGGUACUGGGGUCAGGAUAGAACCAAGUGCAGUGUCCCCACAGCCAGAAGGCACUCCGAAACAAGAAGGGCCUGGAGCUAGGUUUAUUGAUACAGUGAAGAAAGCGCUCAUUUCUAAAGUCAGAUCACCAAGCGUCGACACGAAUCUCUCAGGCGAUAGCAACAAAAAUCCUAUUAAUAAAGGAUGCAAAGUUUUACACGAAACACCUACACCUAAUAGCGGCCGUUCGAAGUCAUCAAUUGCGUCUUCGUCAGCAAGUGCUGUGUCUGUUCGUUCUGCUGGAGGGUCUGGAGAGUCAAGUCCAGACGUGACGUCACGCGUGGUGCCACCUCGCCCCGUACACGAUCAUAGUGACGACUCCAGUUUGAAUUCAGUGGAUUUAGACCCGCUCGGUGCAGUAUAUGUAGACAGUGACACAGGUUUGGAGUCGAUGUCGUCGGCAGAGGCUGGUGCCAACCGCGGUGACGUCAACGCCGGCCAGAGAGGUGAUGCUGAACAACUAAGACAGGAGGUCUGCCGGCUCAAAAACGACAAGCUGGAUCUUUUGAAGCAAAACAUUACAUGGCAAAACGAAAUUAAAUGCCUGCGGGAGAGGGAGAUGACGUUGCAAGCGGAACUUGCCGCGGCCGCACGCGAAGUGAGAAGGCUACGCGAUCAGCAGGCGACUGGCACCAUCAUUCCCAACCCAUCCACACACGACUCCACGGCUUAAACCUUAAGUCCCUUACUACUUAGAACGGCAUUACCAACACACGGUACGACAAAAAGCGGUGAUGACGUAUUAAAGACGGCAACGAAAUUAUCUUGUAAUACAAUUUGUAUUUGAAAAUAAUUUCAAAAACGUUAUAGUGGACUACAAAUGCAUAAAUAUACAAAUAAAAAUAGUACAGUGUUUUAAGAAAUCUUUGGUAUUCAGUGUCAUAUUUAUGUAUAUGUAGAGGUGGAUACAAACUUUGCGAAGCUCACCGCUCACCGGACGCAGCAAGGGUUGCUAUAUUAUUAUGGUAUCCGUGCGUGAUGUGAUCCAGCCGAUUUCGGCAACGGCGACUGCUUCAACUCCGACGUUCAUGUGCUCGCAUGUGGCUUAUGUAGCCAAUCUUAUUGGAAAAGAUCCUGGCACAUAGUGGGCAUGUGAGUACACCAUUUAAAUAUGCUUAAUUGAUCGCCGUAGGCUUUCAGUUCAUCGCGCUUGGCGUCAAGCUCUAAGCGCCGUCGAUGUUCAAAUUCAUAAACUUUGGUGUGAACCAAAGCUCUCCAUACCGGGCGAUUAGCGGCUAUAUUUUCCCACUGACAUGGCUCAAUGCCGCACUUUUUCAUGUGCCGCUUUAGCACGUCUUUGUACCUAAGGAGUUGUCCGCCAUGCUUGCGCUUGCCUUCCUCAAGUUCACUGUGUGUAGGUAGCACAUACCUCUCACCGAAUAAGAAGGUUCAAUACACAUAUGUCGAGGUUGUACGGGCAAUUAGUUAACCCCUCUGAAGUAAACCUACAAUAAGUCACAUAAAAAAAAACAUUGCGACCCGUGCGGCGCAUGGCGUGCGGGGCUCAUGCCUCGCAAAAUUUGUAUCCGGCUUAGCAUGUAGCCAUUGUCAGAUGUAAAAAAUCUUGACACUCAUUGUUAAGUUGUCGAUUUGUAGUACCUAUUGUACUGUCUACAUAUAUUGAUAUGUUUUUUCGGAGGGAUAGAUCUGUAAAGGGACAUCGAGAGGAUGUAUGAUUCUGGGGAAACGAUUUUACAAUUAUUUGUUGAUUUUUCCAAUGAUUAUAAAUGUUUAACCUAGGCCAUUUCGAUUUGGCUAUAUAUAUUCGUAUAAAUAGUAAAGGGUAUUACUUAUACUAAAUAACAUCAACGUAAAGGCAAUCCUAGCCUAACUAUACGUACCUAGUAAUUUCAUACUUCGUAGAUACAAAGGCUUGACUGACGAAUAUUAUAUAACUGGACAAAUUAGUGAUGGCUAAUUUAAUACUUUUUUAUAAAGAAAUUUCGAUUGAGUCGUACCAAGUUAAAAUAAUUAAUAUAUUUGAGAAAAUCUUUAUGCUGGAUGCAUGUGAAAAUAUAUCCACGGAUUUUAUUAAUGUUUACGAUUAAAUCACCUAAAGGGUGAGCAAGCACAGAUCUAUAGAGAAGCGGCUUCACCACAACUCUGCAGUUAUGAGUUAAGUAACCCUAAACAUGAUCAAUGUCUUUUUAAAAACUACUUACUUAUUGCUUUUUAUCGAAAUUUGAACAUCGAUAAAUAUUUGAAGCAAAUGUGUCUUUAGUAACAUAAAGGAAUAGAAAUAUAUUUUUACACACGUCUGGUGUAAAUAAUUGAGACUCAAUCUAUAUGAAAAAAAAAAACUGUAACUGAUUAGAGAAUAUUUGAAUCUUUUUAUAUGUCGUUAUAUAAAAAUAAAAACUCUUGUAAAUGUCUUUUAGGCUACUGUAGCUUUUUGUAAAUGUUGUGAUAAUUAUUAUUACUUAUAUCUGGAGAAUAGAUACUGGUCAUGGGUAGCGUACUAGAUGGAUAAAAUGAAGUAAUUCUGAAAGCUAUAUUUUUUAACUUGCGGCAAUAUUUGGUGAAGAAGAAACAUAUGGUUAACUAAACUUGAGUGAUGCUGAUAUGAAAAAAAAAUCUUUAUUAGAAGGAAAUACGUAACCCAUGAUUUGCAUCUGUGUUUUCCGACAUCAAUAUUUCCAAUAUUUAAACAUUCGCAUCAACAUUAACAUUGUAUCUAGGUACUCAUACAUUCAUCUGAGCAAUUUGUUCGUGUUCAUUUAGAAAAUUACUUUACGCGCAAAUUAAUAUAUCUAAUAUUUUAUUUACAUCUUAUCAGAUCUAGAAAAAUAUUAUUUAGAAGAAUUAUUAUAUAUUCAUAUCUGACAUAGAUAUUUAUAUUUAAAAGUGUAAAAUUAGUGCGCCUUCAAGUUUGUUCUAUGUAUGACUUAAAGUGCAUAUAAUUCUCUAUUCUAUCAGAAUCGAAAGUGUAUGUCUACAUAUUCCAUAGUUUGUGUACUGGAUGUUGUAGGUAAAGAGGAAAUGGAAUUAAAAAUUAACGGUACCUACUCAAUUAAGCCUUGAUAUCUGUUAGAGCCUAUGUAACUAUUACUUAUAUGGUGCACUAGAAAAUUGUAUAACUGAGAGAUAUUCAUCUUAUAGUAUAUAAUACAUGUUAGAGGUCAUCCGUUAGGUUUCCCAGUAUUUUACGUGUUCGUACAAUGUUAUUUUUAGUUCUGCACCGUGCAAUGUCUAUCCUACCUUGCAAUCGAAAUGUUUUAAAUAUUUCCUUUAUUUGUAUACAAAUUUAAGUUCGCCAGUUACUGUAAAUAUAUUUUAACUGGUCUUAGGCUAUUGAUUAAACAGUAUUUUUCUUAAUUUAUGCUUGAUAUAAGUUUCGUUUCUCGUAUCAUUGAGUUUAAUUACGUUUUGUUGUUUAUAAUUAAUAUUUUAUACCAAAGUUAACAUUCCCCACUAAAUAGUUUAGUUUCUUGUAAUGCAGCAAAGAGAUGAACCAGUAUUUUAUCUUAGUUGAGCACUUAACACUUGUAUCUAAGUUUACAUUUAGUUUGAGUAUUAAAUGUAUUGUCUUAGAUUUCAGUUCGACUGUUGAUUAUGACUAGGAUAUCUGACUAAACUGUUGAUUCGUCUUCUUAGACUUAAACCAAAUAUUGCGAGCGCGGAGCGUUAGAAGAUAUAGUAUAUAAUUUAAGAGAUACUAUUGAAAUAUAUAAAUAGUUAAUACUAAAUAAA
Messenger RNA from Pectinophora gossypiella (pink bollworm), 5875 nucleotides. RefSeq names its product rap1 GTPase-activating protein 1 (gene RapGAP1). The record is from RefSeq and is a predicted model, not a curated record. Gene Ontology annotation, cellular component: cytoplasm. The transcript has 12 exons. Gene Ontology annotation, molecular function: GTPase activator activity. Gene Ontology annotation, biological process: regulation of small GTPase mediated signal transduction; activation of GTPase activity. Lineage: Eukaryota; Metazoa; Arthropoda; Insecta; Lepidoptera; Gelechiidae. Bases 600 to 2858 code for a protein of 752 amino acids.